ACAAUUCUUAAAAUGAUAAACAAUUCCAUUACAUAACCUUUGUGAACUGUUUUGACAAUCAAUAACAAAAGAAAUUUAUAAAAAUUGUGAUAAAUUUUUAUUAUUAAAUCUGUGAUCAAAAUGCCUCCAGUAUGUGCAACUGUUCCUGCAAAAAGCAGUGAUUCUAAAAAUCGCUGGCGGGAACUCAGCGAAAAAUUAACUAAACAUGACGAAACCUUAAACAAAGGUGAAAAUUUAGAAAGUAAAGAUUGUGUAUUGCCACCUAAAAAUAGUACUGGAAAUACUAUUACGAAAAAAUAUUGCUCUAGUAUUUUGGAGCUGUACAAAAAGUUGAAGCUGGGUGGUAGUGGAAACAAAACCAAUAAUAAAGGAAAAGGUCCGUACACAGGUAAAGAUGGGUCCAAGGUGACGACAGUGGUGGCCACGCCAGGGCAAGGGCCAGACAGACCCCAAGAGGUGUCUUACACGGACACCAAGGUCAUAGGAAAUGGGUCCUUCGGCGUGGUAUACCAGGCCAAACUAUGUGACACUGGCGAACUCGUCGCCAUCAAAAAGGUGCUUCAAGAUAAACGUUUUAAGAAUCGUGAAUUGCAAAUAAUGAGAAGAUUAGAGCAUUGUAAUAUCGUUAAGUUAAAAUAUUUCUUCUACUCUAGCGGUGAAAAGAAAGAUGAAGUGUAUUUGAACUUAGUGCUCGAAUACAUACCAGAGACGGUGUAUAAAGUGGCGAGGCAUUAUUCCAAAUCUAAACAGACGAUACCUAUCAGCUUUAUAAAGCUGUACAUGUACCAGCUGUUCAGGAGCCUGGCGUACAUCCACUCCCUGGGCAUUUGCCAUCGCGACAUCAAGCCCCAGAAUUUACUCCUGGACCCGGAAACGGGCGUAUUGAAAUUGUGUGAUUUUGGCAGCGCUAAGCAUUUGGUCAAAGGCGAAGCAAAUGUCUCGUACAUUUGUUCGCGUUACUACCGAGCCCCUGAACUUAUAUUUGGGGCCAUCGAUUACACUACUAAAAUCGAUGUAUGGAGUGCGGGUUGUGUACUAGCAGAAUUGUUGCUGGGACAGCCGAUUUUCCCAGGAGAUUCGGGAGUAGAUCAACUGGUCGAAAUAAUCAAGGUUCUGGGGACACCAACAAGGGAACAAAUUAGAGAGAUGAAUCCCAACUAUACAGAAUUUAAGUUCCCGCAGAUAAAGUCACAUCCCUGGCAAAAGGUAUUCCGCACACGGACACCGAGCGAGGCAAUAAACCUGGUGUCCCGGUUAUUGGAAUACACUCCUGGUGCUCGCAUAUCACCGCUGCAGGCGUGCGCGCAUUCGUUCUUCGCGGAACUCAGAGAAACGACAACGCGCCUGCCGAACGGCAGGGAGCUGCCGCUAUUGUUCAACUUCACUGAACAAGAACUGUCCAUACAACCCAGCCUGAACUCCGCCCUUUACCUCGCACGUCCGCGGGCCCCACCGGUGGUUCCACCACCGUCUCCUCCACGGCGGACUCGUCAACGGCAGCAGGGAGCGGAGCAGGAGCCGCCGGAGUCACGUCAUCUACGCCGCCGUCGGCACGGCUGA
Ctenocephalides felis (cat flea) is the source of this 1560-nucleotide messenger RNA. RefSeq names its product glycogen synthase kinase-3 beta-like. Gene Ontology annotation, molecular function: protein serine/threonine kinase activity; ATP binding. Gene Ontology annotation, biological process: signal transduction; protein phosphorylation; negative regulation of canonical Wnt signaling pathway. The coding region runs from base 121 to 1560 and encodes 479 amino acids. Gene Ontology annotation, cellular component: cytoplasm; nucleus; cytosol. The transcript has 8 exons. The record is from RefSeq and is a predicted model, not a curated record. NCBI's taxonomy places the organism in Eukaryota, Metazoa, Arthropoda, Insecta, Siphonaptera, Pulicidae.